Capronia epimyces CBS 606.96 is the source of this 2988-nucleotide messenger RNA. RefSeq lists its product as uncharacterized. Bases 1 to 2988 code for a protein of 995 amino acids. Gene Ontology annotation, molecular function: 5-oxoprolinase (ATP-hydrolyzing) activity. The record is from RefSeq and is a predicted model, not a curated record. Gene Ontology annotation, cellular component: cytosol. Lineage: Eukaryota; Fungi; Ascomycota; Eurotiomycetes; Chaetothyriales; Herpotrichiellaceae. The transcript is spliced from 6 exons. Gene Ontology annotation, biological process: glutathione metabolic process.
AUGUCCGACAAAGGGUCUUAUGUGGUCGGGGUGGACGUUGGAGGUACCAACACCGACUCGGUUCUCCUGGACGUCUCCAAGACGGGUGCCGCGGCCGUCAUCUCGUCUCACAAGGCUGCCACGACGUCCAACGUCACGCUGAGCGUGCGCGAGACCCUCAAGGUCUUGCUGGCCCAGUCGCCGGUCGACCGAAAACAGGUCUCGGCCCUCGCGAUCGGAACCACCCACUUCAUCAACGCUCUCAUCGAACGCGACUCGUCUCGCGUGGAGAAAGUGGCCGUGUUGCGACUGGCGUCCUACAAUUUCUCCGCCGGCACCCCGCCGUUUGUAGACUGGCCUCCCGCCUUGGAGGCCAUCAUCCAUGGCUAUUCCGCCAUCAUUCCCGGCGGAUGCAACAUCGACGGAAAGCUGAUUGCCGACAUCGAUGCUGCCGCCGUCCGAGCGCAGGCCAAGAUCAUCAAGGCCCGAGGGCUCAAGACCGUCGUGAUCGUCGGCAUCGGCGCGCCCACUGACCAUCACUACCACCAGGAACAAAGGGUUCGCGACAUCCUCGGCGGGGUUUUCAGAAACGACGACGUGAACAUCAUAUGUUCGCGAGAUGUGGCGGGCAAUGGCUUGCUCGCACGAGAGAACGCGUCCAUCCUCAACGCCUCGAUUCUGAACUUUGCCCGCCGCGCAGUCCGCUCCUUCAUGGCCGCCAUGAGCCAGGUCGGCCUGCAGUGUCCCCUCUACCUGACCUCCAAUACAGGCCACCUCUUGACCUUUUCCGAGGCCAUGCAGUUCCCCAUCCGAAUCUUCUCUUCCGGCGCCACCAACUCCAUCCGUGGUGCCGCCUUCCUACUCGGCUCGGAGAUUGGCCAGUCGGGCUGUGUGGUCGUGGACAUCGGAGGGACAACCACUGAUGUCGGCUAUCUGCUCCAGAACGGGUAUCCUCGUCUUGCGAAAAGCUACACAGAUCUGGCCGGAGUCAAGGUCAAUCUGGAAAUGCCGUCGGUCGAAAGUGUCGGGCUCGGCGGCGGCUCGAUUGUGCGGAUUGUGCAUGUGAACUCACCUGGAGAACAAGAACAGUUGCGCAUCGGUCCAGCCAGUGUCGGGCAUGAUCUCCAGACAAAGGCCCUCUGUUUUGGUGGGGACGAGCUGACCACGACUGAUAUCGUCGUUGCCGCUGGAGACGUAUCUUUAGGGACGCAGCCGGUCGAGCUGUCCCAGACGACCAUCUCGUCGGCCAAGGCCAAAAUGAAGCAGACGCUGGAGGCAUACAUUGAUCGCUCGAAAUCAUCUCCCGAUCCCUGUACCGUCAUUCUCGUUGGAGGCGGCUCAAUUCUGUGCCCGAGGGAACUCAACGGGGUUGAGAAGAUUGUCCUACCCGAGCAUGCUGGGGUGGCCAACGCGAUCGGAGCAGCAAUGGCAAAGAUCUCGGGGUCUGCAGAACUGAUUAUCCAGGGCUCUGAUAUCCCAGCAGGCAUCGCCAAAGUCAAGUCACAGGCCAUCCAAAAUGCCGUGCGGAAAGGGGGAGACCCAAGCGCAGUCACUAUUUUGAACGAGGAGGUUGUCGGAGUGCCUUACGCACCGAACCAGACGCAGAUCAAGGUCGAAGUGGCCAUGGCAGCGAACCACGACAAGGUCCGCGACGACAUGUCCCGGAUCGCCUACAUGGAUCUCAGUGAGGGGGAUAAUGAGCUGUUCGAGGAGACAAAGACACAUACCGCGCCGAACGGUGAGCUGUCGACAGCCGAACACAUUGAUAUCAGGACCUACCGUCCACAGGUAACGGAAAACGGUCUCUGGAUCCUGUCUGAGCUCGACCUCCGAUUCUUGUCCAUCGGGUGCUAUAUCCUGGGGGUCGGUGGAGGAGGAUCCCCCUACGCCGUCUACUUGCAGCUGAAACAACUCUUGUCCGAAGGGGAAACCAUCACCAUCAUGAGCUGCGACGACUUGAAGGACGACGACCACAUUCCAACCAUUGCUGGAGUCGGAAGUCCAGCGGUUAGUAUCGAAAGACCAGGCGGCAACGGCAUCAUACAUGCGGUGAAAAUGCUGUCCAAAGAGCUGAACAUCGAGUUCACUCAGCUCAUGACGGCCGAGAUUGGCGGCGGCAACGGCCUGCAGCCACUGAUUUGUGGCUCCUCCAAGUACUACAAUCUUCCUACCGUCGAUGGGGACCUGAUGGGUCGGGCAUACCCAGCUUUUGAGAAUGUCUCAACAUACGUUCUGUCGAACUCGAUCAACGCUCUCCUUCCAGUCACUCUUUGCAGUGGCACCGGCCAAAAGGUUCUCGUCCCAGCCAACCAGACGGAUGAGAAGGCGCCGGGUAUUAUGAUCCGAGAUGCAUGCGUUGGCAUGGGGUCCGCUUGUGGAGCGGCCGGUGUUCCUUUGACAGGCAAGCAAAUGCGGACCAUGGGCAUUCCCAACACCCACUCUCUGGCGUGGCGGCUGGGUAGGGUCGUGUGCCUUGCGCAACAAUUAGCGUCGUUGUCCACUCUUCCAGAAGCCCUGAUCGAAGAGUGUGGCGGAGAUCGAACGGCCCGACGGCUGUUUCAGGGUAAAAUCCGUCAUGUUGAAAGCGCACUUACCACGACAGCUCACAGCCUUGGGAAGGUGACCAUCGAGUCCCUGAGUGAAGGCGAGAUGGAAAGUGGUGUAGACAAAGCCGGAGACUGGACAGAGAUUGUGAUUCCAUUUAUGAACGAAAACCUGGCCGUGAUCGGCAAGAAUGACCAAGGUAAAGAGAUGGUGCUUGCGACAGUUCCUGACUUGAUCUUUCUACUGGAUGUCUCCACGGGGGAGAAUAUUGGCGUCCAGGAGUAUCGAUAUGGGUUGAAAGUGACGGUCAUGAUUAUGGCUCCUCAUCCAGUCUGGACCACAAAACGAGGGUUGGAGGUUGGUGGUCCAAGUGCCUUCAACCUGCCCUACGAAUAUGAAUCAACCCUCGAGUACACCAAGCCCAGAAGUGUGAUCGAGGAGUUCCGGCCCGGGGGCCACGGUUAG